AUAUUCUUUCCAGAUUUUACGUAACUGUACUAUUUUAUCACAACCUAUUCCCAAUCUUAGUAAAUUUCAAGUAUUCCAACAAAUAGGACCAAACUUUUAUCUUCUUUAUCUAAUUCCUUCAUAUCUUCACUCGCUCGUAUUUCGUUAACGGUCGACAUAUUUUGAAGUUCUAUGGAUCCUCGGAUAUCCUGGAUUCAACCUGAGCAACUUGGACCAGCGACCGAUCUUUGGAUGACAUUGUGGAAAACCGUGCAGGGAUUAAAGUGCUUGACUGUUGAACCAACAAACUGCCAUCCUCUAUCUGUGAUAAAUAAUUGUGGACCUAAUUUCAAUUCAUGCUUCAAUAUGGUGGGAGGAAGACAACCAGAUUACAUUCCAUUUUCGGAAAAUGAAGCCCCGGGAAGGAAUGGGGGUAGAAAAAAUCCGAAAAAUCCUAACAUGGGUCAAAGAGGGAGAAAUUACGCUCCACAUGGGGGUAAAAAACGUCGGGAAAAUCCAGCGUCGACGUACGGUAUGAAUUACUCGAGAGAGAUUAUCAAUCGUGGCGGAAUGCCAUGGAAACAGAGGUCGUACACCAGUGGUGUUGUUGGACUUCACGAGGAGAUCGAGGAAUUCCACCAGUACAUGAAACCUACUGACGAGGAACAGAGGAUGAGAGAACAUGUUAUCAGAGAAGUGGAGGAAAUUGUCUUAGAACUCUGGCCUUUAGCGAAAGUUGAUGUGUUUGGAUCAUUUAAGACUGGAUUGUAUCUGCCUACGAGUGAUAUAGACAUGGUAGUGUUUGGUGAAUGGGAAGAAUUGCCAUUGUGGACUCUUCAGAAACAACUUGUGCAGAAACGUAUUGCUGAGGAAAGCUCAAUCAAAGUAUUGGACCGUGCUGCUGUUCCGAUUGUUAAACUCCGUCACCUUGAGACAGACGUCAAGGUUGAUAUCAGUUUCAAUAUGGAGGCUGGUGUCAGGAGCGUUCGAUUGAUAAAGGACUACAUCUUCCAAUACCCUACUCUUCCAAAGUUAGUUUUCGUUUUAAAACAAUUUCUUCUGCAACGAGAUUUGAACGAAGUAUGGACCGGCGGUAUCAGCUCAUAUUCUCUGAUUCUACUCUGUGUCAGUUUCCUACAGAUGCACCCUCGGGAAGACGCUCGUUAUAAGAAUGCGAAUCUUGGCGUCCUAUUGAUCGAAUUUUUCGAGCUCUAUGGAAGGUUUUUCAAUUUCAUGAAUACUGGGAUCAGGGUUAAAAAUGGCGGAUCUUAUGUCAGGAAGGAUGAAAUUCGCAAACAAAUGGAAAAUGGUUCAACUCCUUCAAUCUUAUGCAUAGAGGACCCUUUGACUCCAGGCAAUGACCUUGGUCGAGGGUCAUAUGGAGCGAUGCAAGUGAAACAAGCGUUCGAAUACGCGUACCGAGUCCUUAACACAGCGGUACUGGCGAGGGAUUAUCCAAAGCACUGUAUGUACAGCACCCUGAGUCGUAUUUUGAAAGUUACUGAUGAAGUUAUCGAAUAUCGUCAGGAGAUCAAGAAAACUUGGAGUAACAAUAUUGCAAGAAGUCCAUCCAAUAUACAGAGUCCAUCACUGAGUUCUUCUGGUUGCAGCAGCGGUUCAGACGUUGUUCCUGCCUCCGUUGAUCCGUCCAUUGAAUCGUCUCCAAUUUCCUCGUCUGAAGUUUCAUCAAUAGAAUCGGACAUUGACGGUUCUGAACGCACAAAAGACAACCCAGCUGGGGCCAAUGGGACCCCGACACGAACCCCCAAAGUUCCGUCAGUGAACCAAUCAUCAACAAUCCGGCCCUCCCACUCCGCUCCGGUCCUCAAAAACCACAAACAAUUAAAAACGAGGAACGUAGAGAACAUCUCGUCAGAUUCCAGUGAAAAUUUGAAUCAAAACAAUGCAAGUAACCAUGGCAACGUCAAAAAUAAACAGGAAAAGGCAUUGAAUUUAAAAACAACUGAAAAACCUCAUUCUGCUACUAAUAAAGGUGGCGCCAACCAACAACGUCCAAACUUUCAGAGAUUGCAUCACCAACAAAGUCCGAAGACAGAGAGGAAAUCUGAGCAGCAGGACUAUCAUGGAAGACAACACUAUCAGGGAGGACGCAAAGAUUUCAGGCAAUCAAAGACCUUUGCAACCACUAAAGUUGUUUUUCCAACAAAAAACACAUCUGCGAAGAAAAAUGACAGUUUUAUAAAUAACAACAGAAAUCCAAGAUGAUGACUAUGCUACUAUUUAUGGUGGCUGGACAAAUUGUUCAAAGUAUAUGCUAUUGGUGGAUAUGCCAUGAGGGGCAGUUCUACUCCCCCCUCCCCCUCGACUCGAAAAAAAAAGCAAUAUGGUUUCCACUGAACUAUCUGUAAACUGCCUUUUAUUUCUGUGUCUGCAUUUUGGUGACAAUUGUAUUGGGGGGGAGGCGCUUUUAACGUGGAAAUUUUUUUUUUACCUUGACUCCAUUGUAAUUCUCUUCUUUAUUUGACUGAAGUUUUAUUUUUUGUAUGAAGGCGUAUCACUCAGCAUUUUUCCAUGGACAGAAAGGUUGAUUAUAUUGUAGCUUCGAAUAUCCAAAGUAGUUCUUUCACGCAAAAACUUCAACCGAAUUUUAUGAACCGUAUGGGGGACUGUCAAUCUAUACACAGGACUCCCAACCUUUAUCCAUGCGACCCAAAUUUUUGGAAAAUAAAUUUUUAGAUAUGCUCAAAUACUGGAAAAAUAAAAUAGAUUGCAAAUAUAAAACAAUCAUUUUCA
Messenger RNA from Styela clava, 2733 nucleotides. RefSeq names its product terminal nucleotidyltransferase 4B-like. Lineage: Eukaryota; Metazoa; Chordata; Ascidiacea; Stolidobranchia; Styelidae. The record is from RefSeq and is a predicted model, not a curated record. Gene Ontology annotation, biological process: polyadenylation-dependent ncRNA catabolic process; RNA 3'-end processing. Gene Ontology annotation, molecular function: mRNA binding; poly(A) RNA polymerase activity. Gene Ontology annotation, cellular component: TRAMP complex; nucleolus.